UUUUAUUUUACAGCAGUUUUUACAGAAACUGAAAAAUGUCCUCCAAACUGGGUUAAUGAUGCUCAGUCAUGCUAUUACGUCAGUACGUACAGGGCAUCGUGGGCCAAUGCUAGAAUUGCUUGUCAAAAAUAUGGAGGAGAUCUUGCUGUUCCAAAGAACGAAGCCGAAACUAACGCCAUUGGCAAGAUAGUCCGAAGCAGACGUUUGAAUGACCUUUACAUCGGUUUAUGGCGAAACAAAAAGGACAAGAAAUUCUAUACUGUGCAAAAUAAAAUACCAACGUACACAAACUGGGCACGCGGAGAACCUAAUGGUCCUAAUUCUGAGUUUUGUGUACAUUUCAUUGGUUACCGUCAUUGGAAUGACUAUACAUGUACUGGUAGCUACUUUUUCAUUUGUGAAAAAUCGGAAUCACAAAUAAAGAACUAUGGACUGACAUGUGGCGAGAAUGACAUGACCUUUAUAAUCAAGAAAUCAUCGUUAAAUAUUGUUUCAUCUUCCCAACUUCAACUUCUCCACAGUUCAUGCAAACCUACAUCAACCAACUUAUAUUUCAUCUUUACAACCACAUUAACUGGAUGUGGCACAAAGAUGACUGUUAAAAAUGGCGGAAAAGAAAUUUCAUUUCAUAAUAAAGUCAUCGAAAGUUCUUCAGGUUUUAAUAACACCGUUUCAAGAGCAAAAGAAAUUCAACUUCCUUUUAAAUGUUCUUAUCCUCAAAGUUAUCUUGUUUCUUCUUCAACAUAUGGCCUUAAAAAUUUCGCCAUUUCAAACGAAACCGUCAAUAAACAACGCAACAUAUCCAUAAUCAUGUCAAUUUAUACAGAUGAAUCUUUCAGUCAGUCAUUGAAAACAGAUCCAUCAAUGGGAGAUCGUCUUUAUGUUGAAGUCAAACGUAAUACAAGCAAAACAAACUCGACAUUUGGUGUAAAGUUGAAUGAAUGUUUUGUCACUUCAAAAAGUCAUUUGGGUGAAUUCAAAUAUCUUCUUAUUGAACGAGGUUGUGCAAAAGACAAGACGGUGAAAUUCUAUCAAACGUCAUCUCACCUGGCAACGAGAUUCAGUUUUCUUGUUUUCCGUUUUCGUGGUUUACAUCAUUACCAUACACGUGUUCAUUGCAGAGUCAGUUUGUGUGUAGGAAAAUCUUGUGCAUCGGGAUGUCAAUCAUCUAAGAAUAGAAAACGUUUCUUGUCACAAUGUAUCAGUGAUGAAGAAAUCAGAUAUUUCUACUAAAGAAAAAUGGCAACGGGUGAAACAGUUUAACGGACCUUGAUUUUUGGACAAAUAUUACUUUGUUUUAUUUUGCAUGUCUAUUAUUUUUUAUUACAAAGAUACUGUUAUGUGCGAGCAACUUGAUUAACAAUUUGUUGACUUUGUAAUCAUUUUUAAAACGUUAUUAUCUAUUGCUUAUAAUCAUUAAAUGUUUUCUUCAGACAAAA
Molecule: messenger RNA, 1439 nt
Organism: Xenia sp. Carnegie-2017
Lineage: Eukaryota; Metazoa; Cnidaria; Anthozoa; Malacalcyonacea; Xeniidae
Product: oncoprotein-induced transcript 3 protein-like
Exons: 4
Cellular component (GO): cell surface
Source: RefSeq, a predicted model, not a curated record